AUGAAAAUUUUAAUGUUAUCUAUGAUAUGUGUCAUUUAUACAUUUGACUUACCAGGUAUACAACAAAAGACAUAUUCUGAGGGAUAAUAGAUACCUGUAUUAAUAAAUGAGAUGACCUCAGAAUCUACUCAACUUCCAUAUGAUUAUUAUGAUCUUGAUAUUUGCAAACCUGAUUCGACUGAAAAUCAAAAUUAAAACAUUGGAUCCAUGAUCUUAGGCACUUUAACAUAAUAAUCUAAAUAUUAAGUAAUUAAAUAAAUAAUAUGAUAGAUAUUUAUGAAUUAUGAUAUCAUUGAUGAAAUACUUUGUGUUAAAAAUUUUACAUUAACAGAAUAGAAUAAUUUAAAAUGGUUUAUUGAUCAUGAUUAUAGAGUCAAUAUGUUAAUUGAUGAAUUACCUAUUCUAUCUAGUAAUUAUUUAAAUAAUACAAUUAUUGGAGUACCUUUAGGAAUUAGAAAUAUAAAUUAAUAUUCAUUUUACAAUCAUUACAAUUUCAAAAUAGAGAUUUAUAAUACUUCUAAAUCAGAUAUUAAUUAGACUUUUAGUAUUAAUUCAAUAACAGUUGACUUUUAAUCAAAAUGUAUGGACAGUGUUGAAAUAGAUUCUGGAAUCAAUUGUCCUAUCAAUUAAAUUAUGAAUAUAACUUAUUCUGUUAAAUAUCUAAUGACUAAUUCAUCUAAUCGAUGGUCAGCCUAUUUAAAUAUAGUAUCAGAUUCUGAUUAAUAAUGGAUAUCUAUUAGCAUAACUUUUACUGUAUCUCUACUCUUAACUGCUUUAAUUGCUUGGUUUAUUAGAUUUACUAUAAGAAGAGAUGUAUUAAAAUUUGAAAUGUUGCCAUAAGAAGAGAGUGAUGGUUUGAUUGAUUAAAUGGGAUGGAAAUAGAUUAGUAGAGAUGUAUUUAGACCUCCAUCUGGCAUACUAUUUUUGAGUGUUUUAAUUGGAACUGGUAUUCAAUUUACUAUUAUGACUAUUUCCAUUUUCUUUCUUUCAUCAAUAGGAUUUUUGUAUUCUGCACAUACAGGACAUUUAGCAACAGUAGUAAUUGUUGUUUAUGUAUUUACUGGCAGUUUGAAUGGAUAUUAUUCUUCUAAAUUUUAUAAAUAUUUUAAAGGUGAAUAUUGGUUAUUAUGUACAUUGGGAAGUAAUUUGGCAUUCCCAAUUAUGGCUUUAUUUAUAUUUGGAAUUGAAAAUAUUGCAUUAAUGUUUGAAGAGUCUUCAAGUGGAUUAGAUUUUAAAUCUGGAAUUACAUUUAUUGCAUUAUAGCUUGGUAUUUAAACUCCAUUAAAUUUAAUUGGAUCAUUUAUUGGAUUUAAGAUUGAAUCUCCUAAAAAUCCAUGUAAAUAUGGUUAAAUUGCUUAAGAAAUAACAUAAUAACCAUUUUAUUUGGAUUAUUUUUAUAGUUGUUUGAUAGGAGGACUUAUAUGCUUUAUGUAAAUUUUUAAUUAAAUUUAUAGAUCUGUUGGUCUUGAGAUUAGUUAAAUAAUGUAAUUAAUAUGGAAGAAUUCUUAUUAUGAAUUCUUUGUAUCAUUAUUUUUUACUGCAAUUUUAUUGAUUAUUAUUAGUGCUGAGGUUUCAAUCUUAACAGUUUAUUUGCUUCUUUAAAAUUAGAAUCAUAGAUGGUGGUGGAAAGCAUUCUUUGUACCUUUUACUUCAGGAGUAUAUUUAUUUAUAUAUUCAAUCUAAUAUUACUUAGAUUCAUUGUAAUUUACAAGGUAUAUUUAAUAAAUUAAUAAGAUUCUCAACAAUAUUAUAUUAUUUUGGUACUAUGUAUAUGGCAUCUUUAUGUCUGGGAUUAAUUUGUGGAACAGUGGGUUUCUUAGCAAGUCAUAUAUUUGUUAAAAAAAUAUAUUCAAUGAUUAAAUUAGAUUGACUG
This is a messenger RNA of Paramecium pentaurelia, 1873 nucleotides long. The record is from the annotation of a GenBank genome assembly. Lineage: Eukaryota; Ciliophora; Oligohymenophorea; Peniculida; Parameciidae.